Molecule: messenger RNA, 680 nt
Organism: Myzus persicae (green peach aphid)
Lineage: Eukaryota; Metazoa; Arthropoda; Insecta; Hemiptera; Aphididae
Exons: 2
Coding region: 1-615 (204 amino acids)
Source: RefSeq, a predicted model, not a curated record
AUGAUUUCACUGAAAAAAAAGUUCCAGCACAUGGUCGGCCAGUCUUUCGACAACCGUCUCAAUACUGUUGGAGAGAAGAUUCGUAGUGUCUCGUUCACCGAUUCCAAAGACACAAAUGCCGCACCACCCGACCUCGAUAAGACUUCGUCAUCUUCGAGCCAAAAUUCUGAGGAACACUUUGAGACCAACCAAGUGGGAUCAGGUCCACGCACUGUUGCAGGUCAUCGCGGUUAUCGGUUAUCCUCGAGGAUUGAGAGCCUGGCUAAGCCGCUGCCUAGGUUUGGCCAACCGUUGAAUCGGCUGAGUGCAGUUUUUCGGGAAGCUGACCACCAGAUCCCGUGGUCCAGAUCGAGCCCUAAGGUUGCAAAUGAACAAAAUCAAGGAGUGCACAUACCACUAAUACCACUACGAACCAGAACUAAAACAGGUGUGUCACGUGCUUCUUUGAAGUACGAGGCAUCGGACCACAUCAAACGAUUGGCCAGGCCCCGCCCAAUGCCGAAAGCGGAUGACGAAAAGAAGUGCUUUUCGGUGAAGCCAUUGUCACUUGUAUACAAGCCGUCGCUCCGUAUCCAGCAACUCUCCAUGCCCAAGAUCCGUGUAGAGAAAAUGUGAUCGUCGCUUUUAUAAAUAAUUAAAAUGUAUAGUUGGAACAUCAAAUUCAAAUUAUACCUAAAAAA